Darwinula stevensoni is the source of this 2735-nucleotide messenger RNA. The record is from the annotation of a GenBank genome assembly. Lineage: Eukaryota; Metazoa; Arthropoda; Ostracoda; Podocopida; Darwinulidae.
AUGCGUGAUAUCGCGGUGGAUUGGUCGGACCACGGAUUAUGGUGGCCGGAAAGGAACAAAUGGCUGACCCGGACCCGAUCCACGUUGGACCAGUACAGCGUCCAGGCGGACGCCCAGCUGCACUUCACGCCCAUGCACAAAAUGCUUCGCAUCCAGCUGCCCGACCUUCGUUAUUUGGACGUCCGGGUGGACUUCUCUGUCAAGGUCUUCAAAGCCGUCAUAAUCCUCUGCAAGGAACUCGGAAUCCGACACCCAGAGGAACUGAGCCUGCAGAAGCCCCUGUAUCCUGAUGAUCUCAGAUACAAUUAUGUGAGCAAUCCCAACAGGCGUCGUUCCUACAAUCGUCCAGCUGGUGCUGACACAAACACUUUCAUUGCUGCCCAGAAAGGCAACUCUGCCAACAACUCCACCAACAGCUUAGAUAGGAGUCACCGAUCUUUUGUAGGCACUCCCAUCGGCUCUCCUAUGAAUACGAGUGGAACAUGGAGAGUUGGUAAUCACACCCCUAACUACUCUCCCUACAAUACAAUGAACGGAACCAUGCAUACAAGCUUUGAUGGCCUGAAUGGGUCAUCGGAGAAUUCCCUUGCACGAAGUCCCCUUCCCAGUGAUGAGGCCAAGGCUUCCCUUGUCAGACCCAAGAGCCUUGUUGAACGGGCACGCAUGAAUGUCGCAUGGUUGGACUCUUCACUGUCCAUCAUGGAGCAAGGGAUAGAAGAAUAUAAUACUCUUCUCCUGAGAUACAAGUUUUACUCUUUUUACGACCUGAAUCCCAAGUAUGAUGCUGUGAGGAUCAAUCAGAUAUUUGAGCAAGCCAAGUGGCAACUUUUGGAUGAAGAGAUUGACUGCACUGAAGAGGAAAUGCUCAUGUUUGCUGCUUUGCAGCUUCAAGUGAAUUUGCAGGCCAAUAUGCCACAGUCAGAUGCUAACAACACAGCAGAUGAUGAUAUUGAUGCUGCACUCACUGACCUGCAAACCUCCCUUGAGGGAACUGCUAUCUCUUCAGGUCUCAAUGAUAUUACCCAGAUCCCUGAACUGUCUGAUUACUUGAGGUUCAUGAAGCCGAAGAAGUUCACCUUGAAGUCCUUCAAGAGGUAUUGGUUUACUUGUAAGGAUCUCCAAUUAUACCUAUACAAGGAACGUGGAGAUAUUGGCACAAAUCCAGUGCAUCACAUCAACUUGAAGGGUUGUGAGGUCACACCUGAUGUGAACCUCUCACAGGGGAAAUUUGGGAUCAAAUUAGAAGUGCCAAGUCAGGAGGGCAUGGCUGAGAUGUGGAUUCGUUGUGACAAUGAGAAUCAGUAUGCUCGCUGGAUGGCAGCCUGUCGGCUGGCAGCAAAGGGGAAGUCCCUGGCAGACAGUUCUUACGAUAGUGAGGUGAAAUCCAUUCAAGCGUUCUUGGCAAUGCAGCAUCCAGCGCCUGUUCCAGCCAUCAAUCCCAAUACAUAUGACAUAAAUCCUCAAGAUUAUGUUAGUCAACGUUUCCUCAGGAAAUCCAAGGGCAAGUUGGUGCAACGCAUCCUGGAAGCUCAUGCCAACGUGAAGGGGCUUUCUUUGGUUGAUGCCAAGUUGAGCUUCAUCAGGGCUUGGCAGUCCCUGCCUGAUUAUGGUGUCUCCCUCUUCAUUGUCAAUUUUAUUGGGAGUAAGAAGGAAGAGCUUCUUGGUGUUGCCUUUAACAAGCUCAUGCGGAUGGACCCCCACACAGGGAAUCAUAUCAAGACGUGGAGGUUCAACACAAUGAAGAGUUGGCACAUAAACUGGGAGGUAAAGCAGAUGAUUGUGGAGUUUGACGAAGAGAAAGUGGUAUUUAGCUGCCUGUCAGCAGACUGCAAAGUGGUUCAUGAGUUCAUUGGAGGCUAUAUCUUCCUGUCCAUGCGUGCCAAGGAUGUGAAUCAGACACUGAAUGAGGAACUCUUUCACAAACUCACUGGAGGCUGGGUUUGAGAGAGGCAGAGCUGACGUCCUGGAAACCCUGCAGCCGUCCCACAUCUCUCGUGUGCCUUAACCCGACAAAAAUGUGUGAUAGAGGAAGCAAAAGAGAGUGAGACAGGUAUUGGCUAUGUUGGAUGUAUCUGGAGAAGUUCUUUGCAGAGUUGGACAACACACAUCACACAUGCAAACAUACACAACAAUCUUUCCACAAUCACUGCUAAUGUUUUUAAUCGUCUAGUCUAAUGAAUGCUGACUUGAAAAUCAGCUUGAAGGCAAUUUGAAUGCCUGCCUUUUCCUCUGCCUCUCCUGUCUGUGUGUACAUUUCUAUAGGCCUGCUUUUCUUCCUUUUUUUUGUGUCUUCUGAUGCCCAGAAGAAAGGAUGAUGCCAUUAUCUGUAUGAAAUUGUUUCAAAUAUUAAUGUUGUUUCAGAUCAGAAAAUGAAAGAAGGAAAUGAAAGAAGUGUGUGCUAGUUAUUUUUUAUUCCCUUUCGAUCAGUCAAUUGAAUUGGUCGCUAGUUUGUCAAUUCAAGUUGAGUUUCUUCUCUUCUGCAUUCUUGUCUUCCCUUUCUGCUCUGCUGUCGCCUGUUUCUGUUUCACAGUGCCUAUUGUGAUUGUUGUUUCACAGAUUGGAUUAAUUCACUCAGGAAGCUGCUGGUGUGUGAGAUGAGUUGUUUCCCCUUAUUUGUUGAAAUGCUUCCCUAUUUUUUUGAUGAGUUCAUAUCGUGAGUUAGUGAAUCUCAGAUGCAGGAGGAGAAUCUCGCAUGCACUGUAUCUUUGAAACGGAAUAAAAAAUAAUGGCCUCUG